AUGUUGGUGAAAAAUCUUGUCCUCACCUCUUUGACCUUGGCUUCGUCCGUGUUGGGACAUUCCUUGCCAGGCAGAGACUCUCUUCUGUUGCAAUUGGCUGCUAGAGCCACAAACCCAAUUGAUUCCGUAUACAACGACUUGGGUGAUACUGAAAUCGAUUGGAUCAACGACAACUUGAAGCCUUUGACGGCGUUCAAUGGAACCAAGUGUGACGCUUGUAAAAACAAGCUCAAAUACGGUCAACAAUUGAUCCUCGACAACCCAGACAAGAAGCACUUAGUUUCGUUGCUUUUGUUCAAGUACUGUUUGUUCCAGAACAACGGGACUGAAUCCAAGUGCGACAACCUUGAGUUCUUUGUCACCACCAACUCCAAGAACUUCGAAGCUUUCACCGAUAACUACGACUCUGGUGUUGUCUCUGGUACCACUAUCAACUUCUACGACAACGAUUUACUUCAUGUUCUCCAGCUCUUGAACACCUCCUCCGACUUGGACCUUUCUUACUACUGUGCCUACAAGUCCGGCGGUUGCAAAGUCCCAGAAACUCCCGAUGUCGAAGAAUUGUACGGAAUCUCGUCGUGGUGGCCUGAAAAGCAAGAUAUCCAUAAGUCCGAGCCACAAUACGCUAACAAUUCCGAAAUAUUCAAUGUCUUGCAUGUCACCGAUUUGCAUAUCCAAUUGAGAUACAAGUUGGGUACUGAAUCCAACUGUUCUGUUACCCCAUGUUGUUUACCUGAGUCCUUCAACAAGGAAGUAUUGCCAGGUAAAGACUAUAACUUUACUGACUACUACAAGUCGUUGGACCCAUCCUUGGGUGACGACAUUCGUUUGUCAUUCUACCCAGACGCCCACUACGAUGACGCUGAUAACUACGUUGCUGGUGAAUAUUAUGACUUCCCUAAACACAGGGGCUGGAACUUCAACACAGUCCCAGCUGGUACCUUCGGUGCUUACCAAUGUGAUUCCCCAGAAAUCUUGUUGAACAACUCCUUCAAGUACAUCAGCCAAGCCCAUGCUGACAAGAACUUCGAAUUUACUGUUUUCACUGGUGAUUUAGUUGACCACGAUGUCGCUCACUGUGACCCUGAAACCACUAAGACUGCUGAAAUCAAAUCUUUCAACAUUAUGAAGCACUACUUGAAGAAUAUUCCAGUGUUCCCAUCUUUGGGUAACCACGACACAUUCCCAUACGGCCAAGUUUCUCCAAUCAAGUAUGACUUCAACAACUCCUACGACUGGAAUACUGAUUUGAUGAGUGAAUUGUGGGUUAACAACGCCUGGUUGCCAGAGGAACUGACUCAACAAAUCAAGACUCACUACAGUGGUUUCUCCUACGUCACUGAUAGAGGCUUGAAGGUUAUCUCCUUGAACUCCAACUGUUACUAUCAAAAGAACUUGUGGUCUUAUAUUGACAUUUCCACGAACCCAGAUUUGUUCGGUCAAUGGGAAUUCUUGGUCAAUGAAUUGAUUGAAUCGGAAAAGAUCGGCCAAAGAGUCUGGAUCAUGGCUCACAUUCCAGUUACUGACUACGACACCUUACCACUUCAAUCUAGAAUCUUCGGUAAGAUUGUUGAAAGAUUCUCCCCAUACACUAUUGCUAACAUCUUCUACGGCCACACUCAUCAGGAUCAAUUCCAUAUUCUCUACUCUUCUGACUCAGCCGAAGACGCUUCUAAUAUUGUCAAUAUGGCUUGGGUUGCCCAAUCUAUUACUCCAUUGGGUGGUAGUUAUAAUCCAUCGUGGAGAUACUACGAAGUUGAAAACGAAAGUUUCAACAUUAUCAACUCAUUCAACUAUUUCACCAGAUUAAACGAAACUUUCGUCAACGGUGGUGGUGAACCAGCUUGGCAAUUUGAGUAUUCAGCCAGAGACACGUUUGAUCCUAAUGGAGAAUGGCCAGUUAGAGCUCCACUUAAUGCUACCUUCUGGGACAAGUUCGUCGUACAAAACUUGAAGAACGAAUCUAACAUCGAGUUCAACCAAUUGUACACUGAUAUCCAAUACAGAUAUGGUCCUGAGGUUCCAGUCUGCAAGAAUGGAACCGUUGUCUCUGACGACUGUUACAACGAAAACUACUGUAUCGUCGCUAACUUCUACUCUGAUGACUACAACGAUUGUCUUAGAUAA
Molecule: messenger RNA, 2127 nt
Organism: Scheffersomyces stipitis CBS 6054
Lineage: Eukaryota; Fungi; Ascomycota; Pichiomycetes; Serinales; Debaryomycetaceae
Gene: IFP3
Exons: 1
Coding region: 1-2127 (708 amino acids)
Molecular function (GO): hydrolase activity
Source: RefSeq, a predicted model, not a curated record